UCAAAAUCUCAACUUCGAGCUAUGGCGGCCUUUGAAGACAGAGCUGAUGAAAACGAUGAAAUUGCCUUCAAAGAUGGCAACACUGAUAUUUCCCAACAGCUUAUGGACCGUUACGGCAAGUCCUCAGCCGCGCAACACCGUCAUCUCGUCGCCACCGCCGUCGCUAUGCGCUCUAUUCUCACCUCUGAGUCACUUCCGCCAUCUCCUUCAGCUUUCUUCGCAGCUGCUAUAUCCUCUGUGGAUUCUUCUACGGAGGAUCCCGAGGCAAUUUCUGCUUUGCUUACAUUCCUGUCCAUUGUCGUUCCUUUGGUUCCUUCAGGAGAAAUUUCAGCUACUAUGGCUCGAGAUGCUGUAGCUGUUUUGGUAAAUUCAGUUGAUGGAGAAGGAAAUAAAUUAGGUGUUGCGAGUUUGAGAGCUGGUGUGAAGUGCAUUGGAGCCUUGCUUAUUGGUUUCUGUGAUUUGGAUGAUUGGGAAUCACUUCAAACUGGGUUUGGUUUACUUCUCAAAUUCGCCAUUGACAAACGUCCCAAGGUUAGAAGGUGCGCUCAAGAGUGUUUGGAGAAGUUAUUUGGUUCUCUCCGAUCAUCUACUGUUCUAAAGGAAGCAAGUAAUUCAGUUUAUGCUUUACUUGAAGAAUAUAUGCCUGUUCUAUCUGACUUAAGCUCAAAAAAGAUUGAGGAAGGUUCUAAGGUUAACUUAACAUUGAAAGCCGAGAACGUAGAGGCUGCCCAUGCGCUAAAUGUGCUGAGUGCUACAAUUCCGUUUCUCACUGCGAAAGUUAGUUCUAGAGUUUUUACAGAACUUUGCAAGCUUAUGGGAUCACAGUUUUCGCCGCUGACUAGGCAAAUUCUCAAAGCAAUUGACACUAUUUUCAAGAAUUCAGAAGAUACAGUUGUUGUUCCUGAGAUAGAAGGACUCGUAACUUCUUUGACUAGUUAUUUAUCUUUACACGACAAGAAUCCUGCUGACACGAUCGUUCAUGUGACCACCCUAUUAAAAAGUGCUUUGGAGAAAGCCUACUCAGUCGAACCGACAUUAUGUCUAAGGAAACUUCCACUAGUUUGUAGGUCAUUGGCAGGCCUUCUGACUUCCACGGACGAUGUUGCAUCCCAAGCCUCAGUUAUAUUAAAAGACUUGAUCAGUAGCCACAUCGAUAAAAAUAAACUUCUGAUCGAUGAAAGCUUGUCUGGUGAAGAUGUGGAUAACGUAACCAGUGGAGAAGAUAUAAAUGCAGCAAGAUGUGUAUGCUCUGUCUUUCAGACUGCCCUGAACUCAUGUGAUGGAAAUCCAAAGGAUCACAUUUUAACUGUCAUAAAUCUUUUGAUCGAGAAACUUGGAGAGCUCUCAUAUAUUCUUGCAAAGGAUAUCAUAUUAAAGCUUGCCGACUUGAUGAAACAUGCAACUGGAGACACUUCUAGCUCACAAUAUCUUCAGCAAUGCAUUGGGUCUGCAGUGGUUGCAGUGGGACCAGUAAGGCUACUGACACUUCUUCCAAUCACUCUUCAUACUGAGAGUCACUCAUGCACAAAUGCUUGGCUAAUUCCAAUCUUAAGAGAAUAUAUUGUUGGAGCAUCUCUUGAGUAUUAUGUCGACCACAUUGUUCCGCUUGCAAAAUCACUGUUGCUUGCUUCUAAAGGAGCUAAAAAGUCAUCUCACGGCAAAAAGUUGCGGGCCUAUAGUCAUGAACUUCUGAGACUGCUACCUGCCUUUUGUAACUAUCCAGUUGAUGUCCCCCAAAAAUUUGGAUCGUUAGCCAAACUAAUGGUUAAAUUUGUUAAAAAUAAAUCUUUCAUGCAUGAAGCCGUCGCUCUUUCUAUACAGAUGCUUGUAAAUCAGAAUAAAGGAAUGCCUAAGCCCAGUACAGAUAUGGGAGAAGCAAAAGCCAUAAGUGAAGAUGCAACAACAGAGCUGAAAAGUGGAUUCCACUAUUCAAAGAAAUCUUCAGCUAAAAACAUGAAGGCUUUGGCAUCAAGCUCGACACAGUUGCUUCAGACUCUUGUUGAUGUACUCACUGUUUCAGGCACAGAGAUCAGUGCAGACUUUAAGGCUGCAAUUGGAUCCUUAGCUUCCACUCUUAAUUCAUCAGUUAGGAAAAGGAUUCUAAUUUCUUUGCUAAAUAAGUUUGAUCCUGCUGGUGAAAGCGAGACUGAAGAGAAGGUCAAUCAAUCAAAUGAUUCAAUCGAAGAAGAAAAAGAAACCUGCGGUGCCACAAAGACACAGUUAAAGAGGAGUGCUGUGCUGGAUCUUGCAUCUUCAUUUGUUGAAGGAGCCAAGGAAGAUCUUAUUGAGUUGAUUUAUAAUCUUGUUCGUCAAAGUUUUCAGGCCACCGAUGAGGCUGAUCUUUGUGGUGCAUAUGAUACUCUGAGCAGAGUUCUUCAGGAACACGGUUGGUUUUGUUCAUCUCAUUUUGUAGAGGUGAUAGAGAUGUUACUCAGCCAUAAAAAUCCAGAGGAUGCAGCAUCUUCUAGAAGCCGAUUUGCAUGUCUCCACGUUCUAAUGGCUCAUGGAAUUCAGUCAAGCACCGAGGAGGAGAAUGAGAAGGCUUUCCUAAUUCUGAACGAAGUGAUCCUGACACUUAAAGAUGGGAAAGAAGAACAUAGAAAAUCAGCAUGUGAUGCACUGGUUAUGGUAUAUACCACCCUGAAAAAUUUAUCAUCUAUCAGCAGCGAGGAACUUUGUCCCAAAUUGAUUAACAUGAUAACGGGUUAUAUUUCUGGAUCGUCGCCGCACAUAAGGAGUGGAGCUGUGUCUGCACUAUCUGCUUUGAUAUACAAAGACCCUGAGAUCUGCAUGUCGUCACCCGAGCUUCUUUCAUCUGUUUUAUCGUUGCUUCACACCAAAUCCAUUGAGAUUAUAAAAGCUGUUUUGGGUUUUGUGAAAGUUUUAGUUUCAACAUCGCAAGCCCAGGACUUGCAGAAUCUUCUGCAGAACCUCUUAUACGAAAUUCUCCCCUGGUCGUCUGUUUCAAGACACUAUUUUAAGACAAAGGUAACGAUCAUUGUUGAGAUUAUGGUAAGGAAGUGUGGCACCCGCGCAGUCCAAUUAGCCACACCAGACAAGCACAAGAGUUUCAUCCAGACAGUUUUAGAGAACCGUUCGGGGAAAUCAAAAGACAAAGAAGAGACCAAUGAUUCACAGGCUACAUCCAGAGAGAAACAGAAAAGAAAUUACAGAGACGCUUCAUCAGAAACUACAGCCAAACAAGACGGCAACAAAUUCAAACGGCAGAAGAGAACACAUCAACAACACACACCUGCUUCCGACAUUAGUGGAAGUAGGACAGGACCACAGCGCCCUGGUAAUAGAAGCUUCGGAAAACAUAGGGAGGCUUCUGGAAACAAUUACAAGUCAGGGAAAGAGACACGAAAGCCACAGAAGAACAGAUUCAGGAAAGCACCAUGAAUCUAAUCUCAGUCAAUAGAGUUUUGCAGUUAUCAUAUACCAAAAACAGUAACAUUGGUGUGUAUGUAUACGAUUUGUAGAUUAUACACAUCAAGAUUUUUGAAAGAUUCGUUUUUAAGUCCAAAAAUCGCCAAAGAAUAGAAAAAGGUUUUGUUGUUA
This is a messenger RNA of Capsella rubella, 3561 nucleotides long. RefSeq names its product RRP12-like protein. NCBI's taxonomy places the organism in Eukaryota, Viridiplantae, Streptophyta, Magnoliopsida, Brassicales, Brassicaceae. The coding region runs from base 22 to 3402 and encodes 1126 amino acids. The transcript has 18 exons. The record is from RefSeq and is a predicted model, not a curated record.